Molecule: messenger RNA, 2179 nt
Organism: Saccostrea echinata
Lineage: Eukaryota; Metazoa; Mollusca; Bivalvia; Ostreida; Ostreidae
Product: medium-chain acyl-CoA ligase ACSF2, mitochondrial-like
Exons: 15
Coding region: 95-1906 (603 amino acids)
Biological process (GO): fatty acid metabolic process
Molecular function (GO): medium-chain fatty acid-CoA ligase activity
Source: RefSeq, a predicted model, not a curated record
GGGAGGCCACUCUAAGCUUUCAAGCAGAAAAGUAUGUCAACAAAAACAGGUCAAGAAAUUUUAUCUUCGUGAUUGACAAGUUUGCAAGAAUAACAUGAAAAACUUUCGUUUUCUAAUUAAGUAUAAUCCACUCUCCAAGUUUAAACCACUCAGAAAUUUGGAUGACAGCACUGCUAUCUUGGGCAAAAGAUUUUCAAGUUCCUCCUCCACGGAUAAACUACAAUGGAGUUACACACAGGGACCGGGCGAUGUUCCUCUUCUGGGGGCUACUAUUGGUCAACUUCUACAACAGCGGGCCGAGAUGCAUCCUGACAAAACAGCUGUAGUGUUCAGUGGCUCUGGAGACCGAUUAUCCUUCUCUGAGCUGUUGGAGCAGGCUGAUCAGCUGGCAGCAGGUUUGCUGAGUCUUGGAGUUAAGAAAGGAGACAGAGUAGGGAUUUGGGGACCAAACAUGGUGGAAUGGGUCGUAACACAGUACGCUACCGCCAGAGUGGGAAUAAUUUUGGUGAAUAUCAACCCACAGUACAGACCAGAAGAGCUGGAGUUCACAUUAAAUAAAGUUGGUUGUAAAGUUUUGAUAGCAGCAGAAGAGUUCAAAGGUCAAAGCUAUUAUGAGACACUGUUUUAUUUGGUGCCAGAAUUAGCAGCUACUAAGGCUGGACAAAUACACAGUCACCUGCUUCCACAUCUAAAGCACAUCGUUAUGAUGGGAAAUAAUUCCUACUCAGGAACAAUCAAAUAUAAUGAGUUGAUGAAGGCUGGAACAAACAAGGACCGUACAGAAAUCCAGAAUUUACAGAGUAAACUUCAGUUUGAUGAACCAAUCAACAUACAGUUUACAUCUGGAACAACAGGUAAUCCUAAAGGAGCGACCUUAUCUCACCACAACAUCGUAAACAAUAGCUAUUUUGUGGCUAAGAGACUCAACUAUGACAAAGAGGACACCAGGAUUUGUAUGCCAGUACCACUCUACCACUGUUUUGGAAUGGUAGUGGGCAGCCUGUGUAAUGUGACAGCAGGAUCUACCUGUGUUUAUCCCUCUCAGACGUUUGACGCAGGCUUAACACUCAAAGCAGCUGCCGAGGAAAAAUGUACCUCUGUGUAUGGAGUACCUACUAUGUUUAUUGACAUGCUCAAUCACCAUGACUUUGACACCUUUGACCUUUCUUCUUUAUACACGGGGGUCAUGGCAGGGUCACCUUGUCCCAUAGAGACGUUAAGACAGGUCAUUAGCCGGAUGAACAUGGACAGAGUCACAGUUUGUUAUGGACUAACUGAGACAAGUCCAGUUACUCAUCAAAGCCUGCCGACAGAUGACCCGGAAAAACGGGUCACUACCGUGGGGAGACCCCAGAGUCACGUAGAGUGUAAAGUGAUUGGAGAAAAUGGUGACAUCUGUCCAGUUAACACACCGGGGGAGUUAUGUACCCGAGGAUACAACACAAUGCUCUAUUAUUGGGACGAACCAUCUAAAACACAGGAGGUCAUCGCCAUUGACCGAUGGUUCCACACUGGGGAUAUAGCAGAAAUUGAUGAAAACGGCUUCUGUAAAAUUGUGGGCAGAAUUAAGGACUUGAUUAUCCGAGGUGGAGAAAACGUUUAUCCAACUGAGAUAGAACAAACCAUCUACAAACACCCCAAAAUCAAAGAUGUACAGGUUGUAGGGGUUCCUGACGAGAGGUUGGGGGAGGAGAUUUGUGCCUGGAUACAAGUUAAGGAGAACCAGUCUGUCACUGAGGAGGAAGUUAAGUCCUACUGUAAAGAAAAGCUUGCUAGAUUCAAGGUUCCUAAGUACAUUGCCAUUGUUGACGAGUUUCCUCUGACGGUAACAGGGAAGGUCCAGAAAUUCAAAAUUCGUGAGGUUGCCAUGGAGAAACUUGGACUUGAACACAUUAGACCACACUAAUAGUCUUAAACCAACAGAGGCCAUAAAACAGUUAUCAACCUGGUGAACAGAUGUUGUGUAAAAUAGAGCAGUUCACAAAAGAAACUCAGAAUCAUUUUUAUGUGUCUUUUUCGAAUGUUAUAUUGAUUGUGAAAUUGAUUUCAUUGCUAUGAUAUUUGUAAUACAUAUUGAGAAAUUUUAGAAAUGUAAUUUAGAAAAUAGCAUACACACAUUUUAUAAUAUAUUGUAUGUAUGGAUGUGAGUUUGAGGUCAUUUCAAUUUAUGUAUGAGAAA